AGCAAUCAUGCAGUGUGGAAGCGAUCGAGUCAAUGAGCGCAUCUUCGAAAUAGUUGGAUCUGUUAAGAAUUACAAAUGGGGAAAGCGUGGGAAUAACAGUCUCGUCCGCCAGCUCACCGUUAAUUCUCUAUUCCUCGAUUCUACCAGUGAUGAUCAUUAUGCCGAGCUGUGGUUUGGAACACAUCCUUCUGGACCUUCUCAAGUUAUACCUUUUUCUAAAAAAGAGCACCCUGAGCUAAACUCGCUGGCUGCACAUCUCUACAAAGACGCAGAUGCAGCUAUCGGGAACACAAAUCACGUCAAACUAGCAAACUCUAUACAUUUGCCCUUUUUAUUCAAAGUGCUCUCAAUUCGAACAGCUCUAUCUAUACAAACACACCCAGACGCCAAGCUUGCAAAGAAACUUCACCAACAAUACCCAGAAAUAUACAAAGAUUCUAAACACAAACCAGAACUCGUCAUCGCGCUCACGAAUACAUUGGUUAUGUGUGGAUUCAGACCUCUCAACGAAAUUGCAGAAUUUCUUCGACAAACGCCAGAAUUAACAAUGGUCAUCGAUAAGAACAUCGUAAACGAGUUUCUUUAUGUAUGUGAUACCAGUCCUGCCUCCUCACAUACCAAGCCACUGAAAAGACUGUUUUCGGCACUCCUCUGCGCAGACAAAUACACUCUCUCAUGCGCACAUAGAAAACUUCUAGAGAGGAUGCCUUCCUUCCAACCAAACGACUCCGCCCUAAAAAAAGUACUUCAGGCUCUUCUUGAAGACUUUUUUGAAGACGCCGGACUGCUCUGUGCAUUCCUGUUCAACGUCAUCGAACUCUCUCCAGGAGAAGCAUUGUUUUUGAAACCCAACACAAUCCACGCUUACAUUUCUGGUGAUUGCAUCGAAUGUAUGGCUGCAAGCGAUAAUGUCAUUCGGGCUGGACUCACCCAAAAAUACAAAGACAUAGAUAUGGUUAUCAACACUGUCAACUACAAAGCAGAACGUCCGAAAAUCCUUCGAGGCGAAAACCUCCAAGACUCUUUUCUAUUUUCCCCUUUCGAACGAAUAUAUGCGCCCCCUGUUUCAGAAUUCCAAGUUGGUCUAUUGCGCUUAGAUCAGGAAUCUCAUAUAUACGUCUUGCCUGCACUACCCGCCAUCAGUAUUGUGCUUGUAUACCGAGGAAGUGGAAUUCUCACUCGAUUCCCCGGCCACUCACCAGGAUACUCCUACCCACUUAAGACUGGGCGUAGCUAUAUUAUUUACAAAGAUACGAGUGUUGAAAUCCACGUUAAAGAAGAAAUCGUCCUUUACCGUGCUUGUCCCUCUAUGCUAUCUUCACUCCCAGCUUAAUUCGCAAGGCCACAACUAUCUUGUCAAAAAAUUGAUUCAACGCACAUCUCUCCUAGCCUUCAACCUAAUGAGCGGCACAUAUGGCUCUGUAAUAUUGCAUCGACUACAGUACUCAAACAAUGCACCCGACACCUCUUGCCUAACAGCCUUUUUUUUGCCUCCGCAAACAACUCGCAUUAGUAAAUCUUUUUUGCUCUCUACGCUCAACAUCGGCUCCUCGAAAGCAUCCAUCAACGCCCUCACACUGGGGUAAACAUUAGCCACUGCUGUUGCCUGGUCUGUUGUAAGACCAACGUCUUUCAGCGCUUGAAUCCAAAUCUCGCGCGAACCCUUGUGCGAGCUUUUAGAGUGAGGACUCACCAAGCACUGACUAACAAACGCACCAUCCUGCUUUGGGUAUCUGUAGGGCCUGUGUGCAAAGGACCUCGUCAUUUUUGCCAACAUGUCUGCCGCCCCCUCGUAGUCGCAUUGCGCAAAGCAGACUAUAGAAUUUAUCCGUUUGGAUAACUGUAUAUUCAGUGACCUAAUUGUAAGAUUUUGAAUAUGAAUAUUUCGAUUUUGACGAGCAUUUUCAAAAUCCAAAACUAAAAACGAAA
This is a messenger RNA of Schistocerca gregaria, 1929 nucleotides long. RefSeq lists its product as uncharacterized. Bases 8 to 1333 code for a protein of 441 amino acids. NCBI's taxonomy places the organism in Eukaryota, Metazoa, Arthropoda, Insecta, Orthoptera, Acrididae. The transcript is spliced from 2 exons. Gene Ontology annotation, molecular function: zinc ion binding; mannose-6-phosphate isomerase activity. The record is from RefSeq and is a predicted model, not a curated record. Gene Ontology annotation, biological process: GDP-mannose biosynthetic process; carbohydrate metabolic process. Gene Ontology annotation, cellular component: cytosol.